Drosophila innubila is the source of this 1003-nucleotide messenger RNA. Its product is annotated as serine protease grass-like. Gene Ontology annotation, molecular function: serine-type endopeptidase activity. The transcript has 5 exons. Lineage: Eukaryota; Metazoa; Arthropoda; Insecta; Diptera; Drosophilidae. The coding region runs from base 9 to 905 and encodes 298 amino acids. The record is from RefSeq and is a predicted model, not a curated record. Gene Ontology annotation, biological process: proteolysis.
CGGAAAAGAUGCUCCUAGGUUCCAGUUUUUUACUUUUCUGCAUGAUUUACUGUUGCCAAUCGGGUCUUGGAAUUGGUCAACAGCUUAAUCAGAAUGGUUUGCGGAUCUUGGAGCAACAAACGUGCGGCAUAUUUACGAGGAUAAAAGUUAUUAAUGGUCACGAGGUUAAACUUGGAUCACGACCUUGGAUGGCCCUGCUUCUCUUACGCAGCGAUACAGAGGAGAAAUUUGCUUGCGGAGGAACACUUAUUUCGGAACGUUUCAUACUCACCGCUGCCCACUGCUUAUCACGAUAUCAACUAGUAUCAGUUCGUUUGGGUGAGCAUAAAAUAUCAACGGAUUCAGACUGCAAGAGUACAGGAAGCAUAAUCAAAUGUUCACCACCUGUUGAAGAUAUCAACGUCGAGAGAAUCUUCUUGCACGAGGAUUACUCCCGAUUUACUGGCCACAAUGAUAUAGCUCUUAUUAAAUUAGCCAGAGCUGUGGAAUACAAACAGCACAUUAAGCCCAUCUGUUUGCCAAUUAAUGAAGAACUUCAGCAACAAACUGAUUCACAAGAGAAUUUUAUUGUUACCGGUUGGGGAAUUACUGAAAAUGGAACUGCGUCGGAUGUACUUAUGGAGACAAUGAUUCAGAUGCGGAAUCGCCAAGCCUGCUCCCGGUAUUUCGUCAGAGAAAUAAUAGAAACCCAACUAUGUGUUGGCGAUCUCGUCAGCGAUUCCUGCAGAGGCGAUUCCGGCGGACCAUUAUUAUAUCCGGCUGAAUAUUUAACUAAGCAACGCUUCGUACAAUUUGGCAUUGUAAGUUAUGGUGCAAUUAGCUGUGGCAACGGAUAUCCAGGUGUCUACACAAAAGUCAGCAGUUUUAUGCCCUGGAUAACCAACAUUCUGGGUACGAGCUCGUAACUUUCACAGAAACCUGUAAUUUUUAAACAAAUGUAUUUUAUCUUGAUGUUGUUCUUUAUUUGCGCACAAAUUAAAUUUAAAUUUUAAAGUGUUUUAAA